Danio rerio (zebrafish) is the source of this 912-nucleotide messenger RNA. It is a transcript of the gene ora2, whose product is annotated as olfactory receptor class A related 2. Gene Ontology annotation, molecular function: G protein-coupled receptor activity; pheromone receptor activity. Gene Ontology annotation, cellular component: membrane; plasma membrane. NCBI's taxonomy places the organism in Eukaryota, Metazoa, Chordata, Actinopteri, Cypriniformes, Danionidae. The record is from RefSeq and is marked provisional. Gene Ontology annotation, biological process: G protein-coupled receptor signaling pathway; signal transduction.
AUGAUUGCGGAGGCUGUGAUUCGCGGACUGCUGUUUCUGUCCCUGGUGCUGGUCGGGGUUCCCGGUAACACCGCUGUCAUCUGCGGCUUCAUCUUGCUGGUGCGCCGCGAGGGCCGCCUCUCGCCUGCUGAUGCCAUCGUGCUGCACCUGUGCUCUGCCAACCUUGUGGUGGUGUCGGUGCGCUGCCUGCUGGAGGUGCUGGCCACCUUCCGGAUCCACAAUGUGUUUGACGACGCCGGCUGCCGGGCGGUCAUCUUCCUCCACCGCACCGCCAGGUCUCUGUCCAUCUGGCUGACCUUCCUGCUGACCGCCCUGCAGUGCCUGAGCGUGGCUCCUCCAGGGUCCCGCCGUGCCGCUGCCCGUGCCCUACUGGCCCGCUCUCUGCCCGCCAUCUUCCUGGCACUGUGGCUGAUCAACACCUCCAUGAGUGUGGCUUCACUGCUGUACUCCAUCGGGGCCCGCAAUGACUCCCGGCUCCUGCAGAACGCCAUCAACGUGGAAUUCUGCUUCCUCAGCUUUCCCUCCAGGCUGGCGCGGGAUGCUAACGGGGCGGCGCAGGUGGCCAGGGAUGUGGUGCCGAUGGUGCUGAUGGCGGCAGGCAGCCUGGUGCUGUUGGUGUACCUGGUGCGGCAGCGGCGGCGAGUACAGGGUCUGCGGGGUACGGCAGGGGGGGCAGCAGAGCGGAGGGCUGCGGUCACAGUGGUCACACUGGUCUCGCUAUACCUGCUGGUCUUUGGGUUGGACAAUGGGCUGUGGGUGUACACGCUCACUGUUUCACAUACGCUGAGCUCCGCGCUGAUCACUGACCUCCGGCUCUUCUUCACCUCACUGUACACUGCCGUCAGCCCACUCCUGAUCCUCGUCUCCAACACACGGCUGCGCUGCGGGAAACAGCCAGAGACCAUGCACUGA